This is a messenger RNA of Pseudocercospora fijiensis CIRAD86, 228 nucleotides long. RefSeq lists its product as uncharacterized. The record is from RefSeq and is a predicted model, not a curated record. NCBI's taxonomy places the organism in Eukaryota, Fungi, Ascomycota, Dothideomycetes, Mycosphaerellales, Mycosphaerellaceae. The transcript is spliced from 3 exons. The coding region runs from base 1 to 228 and encodes 75 amino acids.
AUGGCGCCAGUCACGUUCUGGCAAGCGCCGACGCAAUGGGUGUCGUAUAUGGCCCGCAAGAAGCCAGCGCUCUUCUGGUCUGUUGUAAUUGGUAGCUUGGGACCAGUCGCAUUGGUCACAAUCCCACCAAUCAGAUACAGACUAGGAGAUGGACCACGCCGACAAAUACCUCUCACAUAUCCAAUACCCAAAGGACCACGGCAACCACCGAAGGGUUACGAAGACUAG